Molecule: messenger RNA, 1993 nt
Organism: Mercurialis annua (annual mercury)
Lineage: Eukaryota; Viridiplantae; Streptophyta; Magnoliopsida; Malpighiales; Euphorbiaceae
Exons: 11
Coding region: 73-1605 (510 amino acids)
Biological process (GO): proteolysis
Cellular component (GO): vacuole
Molecular function (GO): serine-type exopeptidase activity; dipeptidyl-peptidase activity
Source: RefSeq, a predicted model, not a curated record
AGCAACCACCCGAACUUCACUCCUCCACCUUCAUUUAAUCAGAAAACAACACACAACUGAAACUCUACUAAAAUGUCAACUCUCAGUCCAACCACUCUUCUUCUCAUCAUCACCAUCAUCACAGCAUCAUCACUAUCCCUCGCAUCACAACCGUCCUAUUCUCCCAUCUCCAGAAAACUUCCCCCGCGUUUUCCCCGCAAACUCUCACACCAGAUUAAAACCCAGCAGCAGUUACAGUACCGAUACGAAACACGAUACUUUAACCAAAAACUCGAUCAUUUCAGCUUCUCAAACCUCCCGGAAUUCUCCCAACGCUACCUCAUUAACUCCGAUCACUGGUCCGGUCCCGAUCGACUCGGCCCGAUCUUCCUCUACUGCGGCAAUGAAGAAGAUAUCGUCUGGUUCGCUGAAAAUACCGGAUUUGUUUGGGAAAUCGCUCCUCAGUUCGGCGCGAUGGUCGUUUUUCCCGAGCAUAGGUACUAUGGUGAGUCGAUACCGUACGGGAGCAGAGAAGUAGCGUAUAAGAAUGCUAGUACAUUAGCAUACCUAACUGCGGAGCAAGCGUUGGCGGAUUUUGCGGUACUGAUAACUGACUUGAAGAGGAAUCUAACGGCUGUGGAUUGUCCUGUUGUGUUAUUUGGCGGAUCCUACGGUGGAAUGUUAGCUGCAUGGAUGAGACUAAAGUAUCCACAUAUAGCAAUUGGCGCGCUAGCUUCGUCUGCUCCGAUGCUUCAGUUUGAAAAUAUUGUGCCGCAUGAAAUAUUUUAUGAUAUCGCUUCUAAUGAUUUUAAGCGUGAGAGUGAUAGCUGCUUUAAUACUAUAAAAGAUUCAUGGGAUGCAAUUGCAUCUGAGGGUUUGAAAGAGAAUGGAUUAGUUGCACUUAGCAAAACUUUUCACAUGUGCAGGGUUUUGAAUAGCACAGAUGAGCUUGCAGACUGGUUGGAUUCUGCUUAUAGUUACUUGGCGAUGGUGGAUUACCCUUAUCCUGCUGGAUUUUUGAUGCCUCUUCCUGGACAUCCCAUAAGAGAGGUUUGCAGAAGGAUUGAUGGAUGUCCUGAUGGUACUAACAAUCUAGAGCGUGUUUUUGAAGGAGUAAGCGUCUAUUAUAAUUAUACCGGCAAUGUCGACUGCUUUGAACUGGAUGAUGAUCCUCAUGGUUUGAGUGGUUGGAACUGGCAGGCUUGUACAGAAAUGGUGAUGCCAAUGGCCAGCAGCAAGAAUGAAAGCAUGUUCCGAACAUAUGAAUUUAAUUACACCUCUUUCGAAGAAGAAUGUUGGGAGGAAUUCAGGGUUGUUCCUAGGCCCAGAUGGAUAACAACAGAAUUUGGCGGACUUGACAUCAAGACCGCCUUACAAAAUUUUGCUAGUAACAUCAUUUUCUCUAACGGUCUACUGGAUCCUUGGAGCGGUGGCGGUGUUUUGCAGAAUAUAUCUGAAACUGUUGUUGCCCUUGUUACUAAGGAAGGGGCUCAUCACAUCGACUUGCGUCCUUCGACACCUGAGGAUCCUGAUUGGCUGGUAGAGCUAAGGGCAACUGAGGUGAAGCUGAUCGAAGGAUGGAUAAAUGAUCACAAUCAGAGAAAGAGAACAGCUUUUUACUCGUAGAGUUUAAAGACUGCUCUGCUUGAUCAUUGCUUCUAGGUAUUACACAUGGCUGUAAAUUAUUCUGUUUUUCGGCUGCCAGAACUUUGGAAUCACCUGCUGUUAAUUUAUCUGCAGGAAAGGGAUUCAUGCCGCAACGGAUAUUACAUAAUAAUUAAUAACGAUUAGAGACUGGAAUUACCUGCCGUUAAUUUAACUGAAAUAAACUGUUCAUAUUUCGAGUCAAACUCCUACUGAAUCCUGAUAUCUGUCCAUGGCUUACUCACUAUAUUGUGGGAGUGUCAUAUAGUAGAAGUAUCGUAGUUUAAUAUUUUUUUCUUUUGGAUCUUUUGCUUGCUUUGUACUAACUUGUAAGAAUAGACAAAAAUAAGGGUCUCAGAUUUUAUUCUAA